Zingiber officinale is the source of this 1050-nucleotide messenger RNA. RefSeq lists its product as uncharacterized. The transcript has 3 exons. The coding region runs from base 67 to 1050 and encodes 327 amino acids. Lineage: Eukaryota; Viridiplantae; Streptophyta; Magnoliopsida; Zingiberales; Zingiberaceae. The record is from RefSeq and is a predicted model, not a curated record.
UCAGUUUCUGUCUGUAGGCUCUGUUAUGUUACCUCCCUAGCUUAAGUUCCAAAGAACCGAUCUUUCAUGUUCCUUUCCCUUUUUUUUGCCUUUUAUAUUGACGAAGCUACAUGUUUAUUUUAUGCUCGUCUGAUCACCUUCAUCGAAAUGUUAGUUCAAAUCUCUGGAGGAACUCCAAUUAAGAUGCUUUUAUUGGAGGAAUGUAGAUCAAAGAAACCAAGUGUUGUGGCGAGACUCAUGGGCCUUGAUUCUAUACCAGCCAGAGGGAAAGUUAGAGACGACGAUAACUAUUUAAUGAAUGGUUUGAAAGCAGCAUUUCAACAAUUACAACAACAGCAGCAGGCAAGUGAAGUAGAACAGCAGUUAAAGAAUGCUCGGGUUCUGAACUCGAACACAGAUUUGUUUCUGGAAUUUCUUGAACAACCAAACUCACUGUUCAGUAAACAUCUCUUCCAGCCACAGACAACUCGUAUAACUGUGCUGAAACCUUCGAUUACCAAAAGACCGACGAGUAUAGUUGUUUUGAAGCCUACUGGAGAUCUGGCUAGUGAUCAAUUGAUAACUUGUAGAGAUAUUAAUAAUGGCUACAUUGCUGAUGAUGAGGUUGGCAGUGCAAGUGACUCGGAGUUAGCAACUUCAACUUCAAUUAGUCGAGAAGCGAAGAGAAAGCUUUCGGAGAGGCUGGCUUUCGGAUCAUCCGACAUCAAUUUUCUAGAGCGACGGUAUUUAAGGGCAUCCGGGAGCACCUUAGGAGAGCUGCUUGGUGUUUGUGAGGGAAGCAACGAGGAGCAUAGGAAGUUGUCGUUGAAAGAUAAGGUGUCGAGUUUCUUCUUCUCUAGAAGGAAAAGGACAAAUGCUUAUUCGUUUCCAAUGUUUCCUGAGGAGGGUGAUCACCAGGACAAGUGCAGCUCUGUCACCAUUGCUGGACGUCCAGAAUCCGUGUCUAGGUCUCGGCCUAUCGAAUCGGUUGCUCGGUCGGCGGCGGCAACGAAAGGGUCAUUCGGAAGGAGUCUGCGUGCGGCGGCAUUGGGGUGGUGGAGAGCGAGGUGA